AUUUGAAAGCUACAUCAAUUAUUUAUUGGACACCCAAAUUUGUGAGACUUAACGAGUCCUAGGGGACAGCUCCAGCGCAAACAUAAGUGCAAAGCAGUUUGGUUGUGAAGGAUGUGGAGAAGAGUUUUCUUAUCAGCAUUUCGAACUGGAUUACAGGUGAAUUGCUGUUCUAUAGCUCCAAGAGAACAAAUUAACAUCAGAGGUAGACUGCUCAGUUCAUUUUUCACAGGUUCAUUAUCAUCUGGUGUUGAGACACAAAAGUUAGUCACUCAUCUUGGGAAACAGCCUAACAGUGUAUUGCCUAUUAUUAACAACCAAUGGACAACAUUAUAUGGAAAAACAACAAUAUUGCAGUCUUCUCUCUGUCCAGCUUUACUCCAGUUUUCCAGGUCUUUGAUAAAAUUUUCACUAAGAAAAGGUAAGAGGAAGACAGUGAAAGCAGUUGUGAAACGUUUUUACCGCCUGCAGAGUGGAGUGUGGAUACGAACACGAGCUGGAAAAAACAGGAAACUUUACAAGAAAUCCCCAAGAAGGAAGUACAGGAUUAGACAGCAUGUUUUUUGCAAUAAGACACAAUCAAUUAUGUUAGACAAAAUGGUAACAAAAUAUUGGAAGAAACCUAAAUACUAUAUAGAUGACAUUUAUGAGCCUUAUCAUGUAUGUCAUAACUUUCCUUACGUUCCAAGGAUACGAUAGGUGUGAUAAUAUCAAGCUUUUGGGAUUAGGAUAGAUUAAUGAUUAGCUGUUUUGAACUUCUUUAUUGUAAGAAAAUCUGUUUUACAUGUAAAAUAUAUUUACUGUAAAUGAUUGAAGUACUGGAAUGGGUGAUUGAUGUUACCCAGUGAGUGUUUUCUACCAAAUGUUUGGCAUUUCUGUAAAUGCUAAAACUGACAGUUUGAUUACUUAAAUCAUUGGGAACUUAUUCUGAUUUUACUGAACCUCUUUGUAUACUUGAAGCCAUAAAAUGAUUAGAUUCUGUC
Limulus polyphemus (Atlantic horseshoe crab) is the source of this 980-nucleotide messenger RNA. It is a transcript of the gene mRpL35, whose product is annotated as 39S ribosomal protein L35, mitochondrial-like. Lineage: Eukaryota; Metazoa; Arthropoda; Merostomata; Xiphosura; Limulidae. The record is from RefSeq and is a predicted model, not a curated record. Gene Ontology annotation, cellular component: ribosome; mitochondrion. Gene Ontology annotation, molecular function: structural constituent of ribosome. Gene Ontology annotation, biological process: translation. The transcript has 3 exons. Bases 112 to 696 code for a protein of 194 amino acids.